GGCUGACGGCCACCUGCAGGCAGGGGUGUAGAGCGCCGAGCUCGGAGAACAGAGCUGGGUUAGGGGCUGCUGGUGGUGGUGCGGUCUUUGUAGUCGUUAUGAGUUUGGCUGGUGGCCGGGUCCCCCGGAAGACCGCUGGGAAUCGGCUUUCUGGGCUCCUGGAGGCAGAAGAAGAAGAUGAGUUCUACCAGACGACUUACGGGGGUUUCACUGAGGAAUCAGGAGAUGACGAGUAUCAAGGGGACCAGUCAGACACAGAAGAUGAGGUAGACUCUGACUUUGACAUUGAUGAAGGGGAUGAACCAUCCAGCGACGGAGAAGCAGAAGAGCCAAGAAGGAAGCGCCGAGUGGUCACCAAAGCCUAUAAGGAGCCUCUCAAGAGCUUGAGACCUCGAAAGGUCAACACCGUUGCUGGUAGCUCACAAAAGACCCGAGAAGAGAAGGUGCUGCUACCUCUAGAACUGCAGGAUGAUGGCUCUGACAGUCGGAAGUCCAUGCGUCAAUCUACAGCUGAGCACACUCGUCAGACAUUCCUUCGGGUACAAGAGAGGCAAGGCCAGUCACGGAGGCGUAAAGGGCCCCACUGUGAGCGGCCACUGACCCAGGAGGAGCUGCUCAGGGAGGCCAAGAUUACAGAAGAGCUCAACUUACGUUCACUGGAGACAUAUGAGCGGCUGGAGGCUGACAAAAAGAAGCAGGUUCAUAAGAAGCGCAAGUGUCCUGGGCCCAUAAUCACCUAUCAUUCAGUGGCAGUGCCACUUGUUGGGGAGCCGGGCCCCAAAGAAGAGACUGUCGAUGUGGAAGGACUUGAUCCUGCUCCCACAGCUUCUGCAUUGACUCUCCACGCUGGGACUGGACCCAUCGUCCCCCCUACUCGCUGCUCACGUACUUUCAUCACUUUCAGUGAUGAUGCAACAUUUGAGGAAUGGUUCCCCCAAGGACAUCCCCCAAAGGUCCCUGUUCGGGAAGUCUGCCCAGUGACUCAUCGUCCAGCCCUAUACCGGGACCCCGUUACAGACAUACCUUAUGCUACUGCUCGAGCCUUCAAGAUCAUCCGCGAGGCCUACAAGAAGUACAUUACUGCCCACGGACUGCCACCCACUGCCUCAGCCCUAGGCCCUGGCCCACCACCUCCCGAGCCCCUCCCUGGAUCUGGGCCCCGAGCCUUGCGCCAGAAAAUUGUCAUCAAGUGAAGAGAUGUCUAGUCUUUGCAAAUCUCUUUAUGGCCCUGACUCAGGGCUCUUGACUUCCCCCCUUUCUCUCCCUGUUUCUUUUUUUUUUUUUUUUUUUUUUUUGUAGAGACAGAGUCUCACUUUAUGGCCCUCGGGUAGAGUGCCGUGGCCUCACACAGCUCACAGCAACCUCCAACUCCUGGGCUUAAGGCAAUUCUCUUGCCUCAGCCUCCCGAGUAGCUGGGACUACAGGCGCCCGCCACAACACCCGGCUAUUUUUUGGUUGCAGUUUGCAGGCGGGGUUUGAACCCACCACCCUCGGUAUAUGGGGCCGGUGCCUUACUGACUGAGCCACAGGCGCCGCCCCUCUCCCUGUUUCUUACCUUGUCAUCUCUGUUCUUUACCCAGGCCUUUUCUUCAUUUCCUUCUUCACUUUUUCCUCUAGUCCUACUGGUUUUGUUGUGUUUUUUAAAUCUAAUAAAAUAGAAAAUC
Molecule: messenger RNA, 1664 nt
Organism: Nycticebus coucang (slow loris)
Lineage: Eukaryota; Metazoa; Chordata; Mammalia; Primates; Lorisidae
Gene: VPS72
Product: vacuolar protein sorting 72 homolog
Exons: 6
Coding region: 99-1193 (364 amino acids)
Biological process (GO): chromatin remodeling; regulation of DNA-templated transcription
Cellular component (GO): nucleus
Molecular function (GO): ATP-dependent H2AZ histone chaperone activity
Source: RefSeq, a predicted model, not a curated record